Molecule: messenger RNA, 2370 nt
Organism: Meleagris gallopavo (turkey)
Lineage: Eukaryota; Metazoa; Chordata; Aves; Galliformes; Phasianidae
Source: RefSeq, a predicted model, not a curated record
CUGCCAGGACUUCCGGACGCGCGAAGGACGCCUGAAAGCCGCCCGCAAUCUGGUGAAGCGCGGCAUCACCAACCUCUGCGUCAUCGGCGGCGACGGCAGCCUCACCGGUGCUGACACCUUCCGUGCCGAAUGGAGCAGCCUCCUGGCCGAGCUGCUGAAAACGGGGGGGAUCACGGCGGAGGAGGCGAAGAAGUCGAGCUACCUGAACAUCGUGGGCAUGGUGGGCUCCAUCGACAACGACUUCUGCGGCACCGACAUGACCAUCGGCACCGACUCAGCGCUGCACCGCAUCAUGGAGAUCGUGGACGCCAUCACCACCACGGCCCAGAGCCACCAGCGGACGUUUGUGCUGGAAGUGAUGGGUCGUCACUGCGGCUACCUGGCUCUCAUCACCUCCCUGGCCUGCGGUGCUGACUGGGUCUUCAUCCCCGAGUCCCCCCCUGAGGAUGGCUGGGAGGACCACUUGUGCCGAAGGCUCACAGAGACCCGUUUGGGUGGCUCAAGGCUGAACAUCAUCAUCGUGGCCGAGGGCGCCAUCGACAGACACGGCAAGGCCAUCACCUCUGACGAAGUCAAAGAUCUGGUGGUGAAGCGUCUGGGCUACGACACCCGCGUCACCAUCCUGGGCCACGUGCAGCGCGGUGGGACGCCCUCCGCCUUCGACCGCAUCCUGGGCAGCAGGAUGGGAGUUGAAGCCGUCAUGGCCUUGCUGGAAGGGACCCCCGAUACCCCCGCCUGCGUCGUCAGCCUCUCAGGGAACCAGGCUGUGCGUCUGCCCCUCAUGGAGUGCGUGCAGGUGACCAAAGAUGUGACAACGGCGAUGAAUGAGAAACGCUUCGAUGACGCUGUGAAACUGCGGGGCCGGAGUUUCCAAAAUAACUGGAACGUCUACAAGCUGCUGGCACACAUCCGCCCACCCUCCACCAAGAGCGGUUACACGUUGGCUGUGCUCAACGUGGGCGCUCCGGCUGCCGGCAUGAACGCAGCCGUGCGCUCCACCGUGAGGAUCGGGCUCAUCCACGGGCACAGGAUGCUGGCGGUGCACGACGGCUUCGAGGGGCUCGCCUAUGGGAAAGUGGAAGAGAGCAGCUGGGAUAAGGUUGGCGGCUGGACAGGUCUGGGGGGAUCCAAACUGGGGACGAAGAGGACCUUGCCCAAGAAAUACUUUGAGGAAAUCAGCGCCACCAUCAGCACCUUCGGCAUCCACGGGCUGAUCAUCAUCGGGGGCUUCGAGGCCUUCAUGGGCAGCCUGGAGCUGAUGGAAGGGAGAGCCAAGUUUGACGAGCUCUGCAUCCCCAUCUGCGUCAUCCCCGCCACCGUCUCCAACAACGUCCCUGGUUCUGACUUCAGCAUCGGCGCCGACACCGCCCUCAACACCAUCACCACGACCUGCGACCGCAUCAAGCAGUCGGCAGCGGGGACCAAGCGGCGCGUCUUCAUCAUCGAGACGAUGGGCGGCUACUGCGGGUACCUGGCCACCAUCGGGGCUGGCGGCGGUGCUGACGCUGCCUACAUCUUCGAGGAGCACUUCAGCAUCCGUGACCUGCAGAUCAACGUGGAGCACUUAACCGAAAAGAUGAAGACGACAGUGAAGCGCGGGCUGGUGCUCAGGAACGAGCACUGCAAUGAGAACUACACCACCGACUUCAUCUACAACCUCUACACAGAGGAGGGCAAAGGCAUCUUCGACUGCCGCAAGAACGUGCUGGGGCACAUGCAGCAGGGCGGCACCCCGACCCCCUUCGACAGGAAUUUCGGCACUAAAAUGGGCGCCAAGUCAGUGGCUUGGAUCACUGGCAAGAUCAAGGAGUGCUCCCGGCACGGUCGCAUCUUCGCCAACACAGCCGACUCGGCGUGCCUGCUGGGCAUGCGCAAACGCAGCCUGGUCUUCCAGCCCCUCAUUGAACUCAAGGAGCAGACAGACUUCGAGCACCGCAUCCCCAAGGAACAGUGGUGGCUGAAGCUGCGCCCCAUCCUGAAGAUCCUGGCCAAGUACAACAUCGAGCUGGACACCUCGGAGAAGGCGCUCAUGGAGCACGUCAGGCACAAGAGGGUCUCGCAGGAGUACAACAUGUGAGGGAGGACCCUCUGAACGACCCUCCCCAAGUCCCCCGCAGCAUCUUCUUGAAAGAGCAGUUUGGCCGAAAACUGAGGGUUUCCUCAGUGUAAUUUUGGGCUGGUUUAGAUCCAGCCAGGUGUUUUAUGGGCUUUUGAAAGAGAAAAGCGUUCCGCGAGCGGCUCGCGUUGUGGCAGGACGUUGCAUUGACCUAAAAGCAAAGGUCAGGUCUGUAGGGCAUCACUUUAGUUUGAAACACAGAAUUGUGACGCUUCAAUAAAGCAGCACCGCUCCGUGGUGGUGACAAACACAAA